This is a messenger RNA of Periophthalmus magnuspinnatus, 953 nucleotides long. RefSeq names its product prodynorphin (gene pdyn). The coding region runs from base 97 to 798 and encodes 233 amino acids. The record is from RefSeq and is a predicted model, not a curated record. Lineage: Eukaryota; Metazoa; Chordata; Actinopteri; Gobiiformes; Gobiidae. The transcript is spliced from 3 exons. Gene Ontology annotation, molecular function: opioid receptor binding. Gene Ontology annotation, cellular component: axon terminus; dendrite; plasma membrane. Gene Ontology annotation, biological process: chemical synaptic transmission; neuropeptide signaling pathway; sensory perception.
CAAGAGCUGGAGGCGGACCAAGGUCUGAUAGGUAGAUGCACCUCAACAAGUCUUAACGAAACCGGAGCUAUCUGCCCAACUCCCGAGGGACCGGAGAUGAUGGAGUGGCUCGUGCUGGCGCUGGUGCUGAGUCUGCCGCCCUCUGUCCGCGCGCUCUGCUCGGCUCAGUGUGAGAAGUGCGCGUUGAUCACCAGGCCCGGCGCUUCUUUCAGCCUGUGCAGUGCCCAGUGCGCGGAGCAGCUGAGUGACUGCGGCCAAACGGUGGACUGGAGCCGAGAGCAACGCGCCUUGGCGGACUGGAGCGAGGACACGGCGGCUGCGGAGGAGGAGAGCCAAGAGGCACAACUGGUCAAGCGCUACGGCGGCUUCAUCAAGAGAAUUGAUCGAAACAAGAACAAGGCGCUCAGGCCAUGGCGCGACAACGCAGUGCUUAAGGCGGUGGCAGAACAGACGUAUGAGGACUUGUUAAAGCGACUCCAGAGAGACGCUGUCAUGGACCAAGACUCCCGGGAGCUCAGCAAACGCUACGGUGGAUUCCUGCGGAAGUUUGGCCCCAAGACCCGGAGGAGCAGUUCUGCGGAGAGCGCACAGGAGAGUGCGGAUCAGAUCCCGGAGCAGAGUCGGGAAGAGAGCUCCGAGGAACCGAGCGAGCUGCAGAAGCGCUACGGGGGAUUUAUGAGGCGGAUCCGACCGAAACUCAACAACCUUCAAUGGGACAAGCGCUACGGGGGCUUUCUACGCCGCCACUUCAAGAUCUCCGUGCGCUCCGCAGAGGAUCCGUACGCGUGGAGCCGGUAGAACCGGAACAUUAUAGGCUUAGUCCUGGGACUGCUCUGUACUCCGCUGUGCUUUAAACGCUGCCUUUGUCUUGUCUUGUGUUCGUGACUCACGGCUGCAUUCAAUAAACGAGCUUCUUUCAUACAACCGUGUCACUUUGUGCCAAACCGCACCGC